AUGGAGGUCGAUCGAUCUAUCGAACUGCGUGCGGUUGAACAAGGAGGAACGAUGUCGUCGUCGCCGCCGUCGGAGCUGGAUAUCAUGGAGGAGUAUGUGGAGACGGUGAAGGAGCGGGAGUCGGAGGCGAAGCUCAAGGACGUGAACUUGGACGAUUGGCUCCCCAUCACCUCCUCGCGCACCGCCAAGUGGUACUAUUCCGCCUUCCACAACGUGACGGCAAUGGUCGGCGCCGGCGUGCUGGGCCUCCCGUUCGCCAUGUCGCACCUCGGCUGGGGCCCCGGCGUGGCGGUCAUCGCCAGCUCCUUCGGGAUCACGCUCUACACGCUGUGGCAGAUGGUGGAGAUGCACGAGAUGGUCCCGGGGAAGCGCUUCGACCGGUACCACGAGCUGGGGCAGCACGCCUUCGGGAAGAAGCUCGGGCUCUGGAUCGUCGUGCCGCAGCAGCUCGUCGUCGACGUCGGCACCGACAUCGUCUACAUGGUCACCGGCGGCCAGUCGCUCAAGAAGUUCCACGACCUCGUCUGCAACGGCCGGUGCGAGGACAUACGCCUCACCUUCUUCAUCAUGAUCUUCGGUUCCGUCCACUUUCUGCUCUCGCAGAUGCCCAACUUCAACUCCAUCUCCGGCGUCUCGGCCGCCGCCGCCGUCAUGUCCAUCUGCUACUCCAUGGUCGCCUUCUUCGCGUCCGUGCUACACAAACACCCUGCUGCAGUUGGAGCCGUCGACUACGGGCUCAAGGCGGCGACCACGGCGGGGCACGUGUUCGGCGCGCUCAACGCCCUCGGGGCGGUGGCGUUCGCGUUCGCCGGCCACAACGUGGUGCUCGAGAUCCAGGCCACCAUCCCGUCCACCCCGGAGCAGCCGUCGAAGAAGCCCAUGUGGCGCGGCGUGCUCGUCGCGUACGCCAUCGUCGCGCUCUGCUACUUCUCGGUCGCCUUCGGCGGGUACUACGCCUUCGGCAACUCGGUCGACCCCAACAUCCUCAUCACGCUCGACAAGCCGCGGUGGCUCAUCGCCCUCGCCAACCUCAUGGUGGUCGUCCACGUCAUCGGCAGCUACCAGGUGUUCGCCAUGCCCGUCUUCGACAUGAUGGAGACGGUGCUCGUCAAGAAGCUCAAGUUCGCCCCCGGCCUCCCGCUGCGGCUCACCGCCCGCUCCGCCUACGUCGCGCUCACGAUGCUCGUCGGCAUGACCUUCCCCUUCUUCGACGGCCUGCUUGGGUUUUUCGGAGGCUUCGCGUUCGCGCCCACCACCUACUUCCUGCCCUGCAUCAUCUGGCUUAUGCUACGCAAGCCCGCCAGAUACAGCGUGACAUGGUUCCUCAACUGGAUAUUCAUCGCCAUCGGAGUUGCGCUCAUGCUGUUGUCCCCGAUCGGCGGGUUGCGCCAAAUCAUCCUUGACGCCAAGACUUUCAAGUUCUACUCUUAA
This is a messenger RNA of Triticum turgidum subsp. durum (durum wheat), 1431 nucleotides long. The record is from the annotation of a GenBank genome assembly. NCBI's taxonomy places the organism in Eukaryota, Viridiplantae, Streptophyta, Magnoliopsida, Poales, Poaceae.